AUGAGCGCGUCUGUGGCCGUGUACAGGAGUAUUUACACGGAGGACCGCUUCAAACAGGCCUUCGGAUCCGAUGACAACACCAGCAGUGGGAGUCUGAGGCUCCGGGAGAAGCUGGCCGGGAAAUGCAGGUGUUCGAGGCGAGCCUUCCUUCACCUGUUGAGAGACAGAGUGCCUAUUUUCAGCUGGCUGCCCAGAUACAGACUCAAGAAAUGGAUUUUAGGAGACACUAUUGGGGGACUGACUGUUGGUAUUCUUCACAUUCCGCAAGGCAUGGCCUUCGCGUUACUCACAUCAGUGGCACCAAUAUUUGGCCUUUACACCUCCUUCUUCCCUGUGGUCCUCUAUAUGUUCUUUGGCACAGGUCGCCACGUGUCCACAGGUACCUUUGCUGUGGUGAGUCUGAUGACUGGCUCUGUGGUGGAGCAGCUGGUUCCCACUCCACUGGAGAUGAACUCCAGUUCGUCUGAAGCGGCCGACUUUGAGGCCCAGAGGAUCGGGGUUGCCUCCGCUGUAGCGCUCCUCUCAGGGAUUAUUAUGCUCUGUAUGUUUGGUCUUCAGCUGGGCUUCCUCUCCACCUAUCUGUCAGAGCCAAUUGUUAAAGCUUUCACCAGCGCUGCUGCCUUCCAUGUUACCGUCUCACAGCUGCAAAGCAUGCUGGGGCUGCGGCUCCCUCGCCACACUGGGACCUUCUCCCUCUUCAAGACUUUAGCGUCGGUGAUGGAGAACCUGCCUCACACCAACAUGGCGGAGCUGCUCAUCUCCUUAGUAUGUUUGGCUGUUCUGGUGCCAGUUAAGGAGAUCAACACGCGUUUCCGGCAGCGCCUGCGUACACCUAUUCCUGUGGAGAUCCUCACGGUGAUUAUUGCUACAGGUGUGGCCUACGCCUCGUCGCUGGACUCUACUUACAACAUUGAGAUAGUUGGCCACAUCCCAGCUGGAUUCCCAAAGCCACGGAUGCCUGCCUUGCACACUUUCCCUGACAUUGCUGGAGACACACUAGCCAUAACGUUUGUCGGUUACGCAGUGUCCGUCUCACUGGCGAUGAUCUAUGCUGAUAAACAUGGAUAUUCCAUACAUCCUAACCAGGAGCUCCUGGCUCACGGUAUCUCCAACACAGUGUCCUCUUUUUUCACCUGCUUCCCCAGCUCAGCCACUCUGGCCACCACUAAUAUACUCGAGAGUGCUGGAGGAUUCACACAGCUCUCCGGCUUGUUCACAAGUCUGGUUGUUCUGAUUGUCCUGCUGCUGAUCGGACCGCUGUUCUACUUCCUACCAAAGGCAGUCUUGGCAUGCAUCAACGUCACCAGCCUCAGGCAGAUGUUCCUGCAGUUCCAGGAUUUACCUGAACUGUGGAGAAUCAGCAAGAUUGACUUUAUGGUUUGGAUGGUGACCUGGCUCUCUGUAGUGGUGCUCAAUGUGGAUCUGGGCCUCGCUAUUGGAGUGGUUUUCUCCAUGAUGACCGUCAUCUGCCGCACACAAAGGGCUGGUUGUUCAGUACUUGGUCGGGCCAGCAACACAGAAAUUUACAGACCUCUGGAGAACCACAGCAAGUGCUACGAGGUACCCGGAGUGAAGAUCCUGACUUACAACGGGCCGAUUUACUACGGCAACCGCAGCUUCUUCAGGGAGGAGAUGAGCCGGCUGCUGGGCCUGACGCCAGAGAAGAUCCGCAGCCGGGAGAAGGCUAAGAAAGCCCUGGAGAAAAGGGAAAGAGAGGCCGCCGUCAACACUGUGGAAAGAGGCAUUGCAAACACAUCGUUUUCUUCAGAUCAUGAGUUCUUUAAAUCUGAGACAUCUGAGAGUGAUGUUCAGGCCGUGUUAAUCGAUUGCAGCAGUGUGACAUUUGUCGAUGUGGCUGGAGCAAGACUCUUUACACAGAUGUGCACUGAAUGCGAGAAAGUUGGAGUUCAUGUAUAUUUGUCAAACUGCAAUGAGAGCGUCUUAAAGAUCCUAACAUCGAGUGGUCUAAUGACCUACAUGAACCCUCAACAUAUAUUUGUUACUGUUCAUGAUGCAGUGAUGUAUAUUCAACAGCAGCAGGAAAAACCUCCGGAGAACACAACGACUGUUUGGGUGUGAGCCAGGAGGACAGUGAUGAGUCACGCUCCCAUCAACCAAGUGUCUUGGACUACAAAGGCAGAGGGCAAAAGGACUUUUACAUUAUAAGAGACUAUAAGUCUCUCAGCUGUAUAGCAGUGCUCCAGCAUUUGGUCCAGACUUCACUAUAUACCAGUGUUUCGAAGAAGCAGUAGCCUGUUGUAGCGCCAUGUAAUGAAUUACAAUAAUUAUUACAUCACAGUGUUACCAGUUUUCUCACAGAAACUGGACUCACUACUGGCACACUUUAAUCUGAUAUCACAAAUUGAGAGGGAUUUAAAUGAACAGACAAUCUCCUCAUAUUUAGCGUAAAACAAGAAAGAAAACAAAUAUGUAUUUUUUGACUUUGGACUAUAAAACUGUAUAUGACAGAUGUUAAUUGUUCUGUCUUUUAUUGUCUUAUAUGCUGGAAUAUAGUGAUAUUUAUUUAGUUUCUGUUGCAAUACAGAUACAUAUAAAGUGCACUGAAUAGUUUGUUAAAUACUUUAUGUAUUUAUAUGUUUUGAAAUAUGUGCUUGAAUAUGCAACUAUGUACAGUAUAAAUGCCAACUCAUACUGCCUUAAAAUGUUCUGUCUUUUAACUCCAGAGAGACUGCACAAAAUAUUGUAUGAAUGACUUUUGUAUUUGUCAGCAACUGUGCCAUCCAGUGGAUGUUUUUGACAAUAAAUAUAUCUCCAAAAACAAAA
Sebastes umbrosus (honeycomb rockfish) is the source of this 2784-nucleotide messenger RNA. It is a transcript of the gene slc26a10, whose product is annotated as solute carrier family 26 member 10. Lineage: Eukaryota; Metazoa; Chordata; Actinopteri; Perciformes; Sebastidae. Gene Ontology annotation, biological process: transmembrane transport. The transcript has 18 exons. Gene Ontology annotation, cellular component: membrane. Bases 1 to 2079 code for a protein of 692 amino acids. Gene Ontology annotation, molecular function: bicarbonate transmembrane transporter activity; chloride transmembrane transporter activity; oxalate transmembrane transporter activity. The record is from RefSeq and is a predicted model, not a curated record.